This is a messenger RNA of Piliocolobus tephrosceles (Ugandan red Colobus), 1448 nucleotides long. It is a transcript of the gene C1QL4, whose product is annotated as complement C1q like 4. NCBI's taxonomy places the organism in Eukaryota, Metazoa, Chordata, Mammalia, Primates, Cercopithecidae. The transcript is spliced from 2 exons. Bases 716 to 1432 code for a protein of 238 amino acids. Gene Ontology annotation, molecular function: protein binding. The record is from RefSeq and is a predicted model, not a curated record.
CGCAUCGCCGACCCGGAGGGAGGGGAGGAAGGUUAGGGACGCGGAGACCGACCGCGCUCGCAGGACAGAGGCGCGGGCCAGGGCUCUAGCAGGGGCUGGGGCCGCGGCAGGGGUAGCAAGGUGAGUCGGUGCUUGCCAAGAGGCAGAGCGCAAAACCUACCAGGAGAUCGCGCCCCGGGAGCAGCACCCACAGCUCAGACCCCGGGACGUCCGGGGCGCGGGGAGUAGUCCCCGCUCCAGCCGGGAGCGGUCUAUCUGAGCAGCCUGGGACCCAGGCAGCGCGCCAUCCCUGAGAAAGCAGCGGUCUGGAGAGCAGGCAUCUCAGAUCUGUAAGAAACCAGCCGUCCGAGAAGCCGCGGAUCUCAGGUGCCCAGGAUCGUUAGGACUGAACGGGAGGGUACUAGAGGACCACGGGCUCUGGACCGUUAGGAGCUGCCCCUGACGUAACCCACGAGGGGCCUCCCCUUGACGGACGGCUUGGGGAGCGGCACCGCCGCGGCGGGGACCCGUAGAGGCAGGGUAAGGGGAGUGGGGGGACAGCCGUCGGGGGAGUGCAGACCCAGGCCCAAGGCCCCGGGUCACCGCCUCCUGGGCCCGCGGAGAGCCCCGGGCCCCGGCAGCCAUUGCGCCCAAGAGUGAAGAAGAUUUGCUGGCCCUGGCCGCGUCGCGGCUGAGCCGCCGCAAGAGGGUGGCGGGUGCGGCCGUCGGGGUGGCCAUGGUGCUGCUGCUGCUGGUGGCCAUCCCGCUGCUGGUGCACAGCUCCCGCGGGCCAGCGCAUUACGAGAUGCUGGGUCGCUGCCGCAUGGUGUGCGACCCGCAUGGGCCCCGUGGCCCGGGCCCCGACGGCGCGCCUGCUUCCGUGACCCCCUUCCCGCCGGGCGCCAAGGGAGAGGUGGGCCGGCGCGGGAAAGCAGGCCUGCGGGGGCCCCCGGGACCACCAGGUCCAAGAGGGCCCCCUGGAGAACCCGGCAGGCCAGGCCCCCCGGGCCCUCCCGGCCCAGGUCCGGGCGGGGUGGCGCCCGCUGCAGGCUACGUGCCUCGCAUUGCUUUCUACGCGGGCCUGCGGCGGCCCCACGAGGGUUAUGAGGUGCUGCGCUUCGACGACGUGGUGACCAACGUGGGCAACGCCUAUGAGGCAGCCAGCGGCAAGUUUACUUGCCCCAUGCCAGGCGUCUACUUCUUCGCUUACCACGUGCUCAUGCGCGGUGGCGACGGCACCAGCAUGUGGGCUGACCUCAUGAAGAACGGACAGGUCCGGGCCAGCGCCAUUGCUCAGGACGCGGACCAGAACUACGACUACGCCAGCAACAGCGUCAUUCUGCACCUGGACGUGGGCGACGAGGUCUUCAUCAAGCUGGACGGCGGGAAGGUGCACGGCGGCAACACCAACAAGUACAGCACCUUCUCCGGCUUCAUCAUCUACCCCGACUGAGCCGGCCCCGCCCCGU